AUGCUCAUGUACCCGCAGAUUUCAGACUUUGGGUUGUCCAGAUGGAUAGAGCAGUUCAGCCGGAUACAGUACAUUGAGAGAUCAGCCUUGAGGGGCACCCUGAGCUACAUCCCGCCCAAAAUGUUUCUCCAUAGCACCAGGCCUCCAGGAACUGAAUAUGAUGUGUAUAGCUUCAGGAUUGUCAGUUGGGAGGUUCUUAUGCAGAAGAAGCCAUAUUCAGGAGCCAACAUGAUGGCCAUCAUAGUCAGGACUUCAGCAGGCAGGCGGCCCUGCCUAGAGUCCAUCUGUGAUGAGUGGCGGAAAUGCCAGCAGAUGGUUGACUUGCUGAAGAAGUGCUGGAACCAAGACUCCAAGAAAAGGCCACACUUCACAGAUAUCCCUGUGGAAACUGACAUGCUCCUGCCAUUAAUGCAAAGCCUUGUGGUGGAUCCAGAGAAUGAGUGCCUUGUCAGGAAGAUGUCUCACAAGCCCAACAGAUCUGGGAGCCAAAAAAACCAGAAACUAGGAUCCAUCUCUCCCAAGACACAAGUAGUAGUGAGACUGAUCUCCCACGUUCCCCACCAGCGAGGUCAAGGACCUGGAGAGCUUGAAAAUGGCCUCACCCUGCUUCACCUCGUGGUGAUUCAAGGAAAUGUGGAGAAGGUGACGUUUCUGUUGAGUCAGGAGGCCAACGUGGACAUCCACCUGGUCUGUGGCUACACCCCACUCAUUGUGGCUGUCCAGAAGAGGUCACCAGAGAUCUGCUCAGUUCUAAUAGAGCACGGUGCGGAUGUCAACAUGGCUGACAAAGACAGCUGUUCCCCUCUUCACUUUGCGGCUCAGAAUGGGGAUGACAGGAUUGUGUGCCUCUUGCUGGACCACCAGGCACAGGCAGACUCCCAAGAACAUGAAGGAUGGACUCCACUUCACUUGGCAUCUCAGAACAACUUCAAGAACAUGGCCAGGGUGCUGCUUUCCCAUCAGGCUGACCCCAACUGCUAAGAGAACAUUGGGAGAACUGCCCUCCACAUGGUAGCUUGCUUCGGGCACAUCAGCCUUGUGAAACUCCUAGCUAGUCAAGGAGCUGACCUAGAGAGGAAGCAGAAGAACCACCAGACCCCACUGCACUUUGCUGUGGAGAGGGGUAAGUUCAGGGUGGUCCAAUACCUCCUGAAGCGUGGAGCAUCUAUCGACUGCCUGGAUGAGAAUCACUACAGUGCCUUUCACAUGGCUGCGGUGAAGGGGAAAUACCCGAUGUGUGAAAAAUUGAUCAAAUACAGGGCCAAUGUGGACUUGAGGAUGAACAAAGGGUGGACCCCCUUACACCUGGCUUGUUUUAAGGGCCACAUUGAAAUCAUCUGCCUGCUAAGAGACAACCACGCUAAACUGAAUGUCAAAGGAAGCAUGGAUUGGACACCUCUUCACGUGGCCACCCGCUAUAGCGAAGAGUCUGUGGUCUGCGAGCUCCUGAGAGGCAAGGUAGACCCCAACAUCACUGAGAAAUCAGAGUGAACCCCUCUGCACCUCACUUUCCAGUGGGGUGCCUUCCUGAGCAUCAUCAACCUUCAGGAGCACAAAGCAGACAUCAUUGUUAAGAACAAGGUGGGUUGGACUCCCCUGCGCCUCGCUGUCCUCAGUGGCAACAUGGCUAUCAUAAAGACCUUAAUCAAGGCUGGUGCUGUGCUGGAUGUGGAGGACAUAACUGGCUGCACGCCCCUUGAGCUAGCCAUUAGGAAUCAGAAGCAAAGCAUUGCUACCUUGCUGCAAGGAAAGGACUUGCCAGUGAAUAACAUGAGGGUGACAUGGAGUGGUGAAAAAGCUUAA
Molecule: messenger RNA, 1803 nt
Organism: Gopherus flavomarginatus (Mexican gopher tortoise)
Lineage: Eukaryota; Metazoa; Chordata; Testudines; Testudinidae
Gene: ANKK1
Product: ankyrin repeat and kinase domain containing 1
Biological process (GO): protein phosphorylation; positive regulation of transcription by RNA polymerase II
Cellular component (GO): nucleus
Molecular function (GO): ATP binding; protein kinase activity; transcription cis-regulatory region binding
Source: RefSeq, a predicted model, not a curated record